UCUUGCUCUUCUGUGAUGUGAACAUUGUGAACUGAAACUGAACUGUGUUUCUUGCUUUGCUUGGCUGCUUGCUUGGUUGCUUUUUUGUUUGCCUACAGUUUAAAUUGUGAUUGUGACUUGUUUGUGUGAACUGCGGCUAAAAAUCUAGAAUAACAUAUUAAUUGAAUUCCAUUCGAAUAAACAAUGCGACAUCAAUUGGAUGGAGAUGUUGAAGAUUUUAUUGCAGCUGUUGAAAGACGUCCACUGCUUUAUAAUUUCAAUUUGGAAGAAUUUCAUAAUACAAAAUUAACUAGAAAAUUAUGGAAUGAAAUUGCUGCUGAAUUUAAUACAAGUGUUAAUUACUGUAAAACGAAAUGGGCUGUUUUACGUGUUUCAUUCGCCCGCCAAAUGAGAAAUGAACAAACAAAUGCAAAAAGAACCAAUGAAAACCUAAUAAAUGACUGGUAUCUUAAGGAUAAUAUGUUUUUCAUGAGAAAAUUCAUGCGCCGAUGGAAAAGACGCAAAUCAAGUGAAAAAGACAAUAAAAGUUGCAACUAUCGAAGCUCAAGAAGAGCUAAACAAGAAAUAAAUAUACCAAAAUCAAUGUUAGAAAUCAAAAAUGAACCUUUGUUUGAAGAUCAAAAUGAAAGUUCAGUUAGUUUUGUAGAUGAUGUUCCAGAAAUAAGACUAGAAGAAAUGGUGAAAGUUGAAGCAGACGAUGAAGAUGUAUACGAGAUUUCAUUGUUUAGUGAAACUUCCCGGAAGAGAACAACAACAGGGGAUAUUGGUGAAGAUGAACAGUUUUUGUGUAUAAAUGCCAAAAGAAGAUCAAUAGAUCCAGAAGCUAACAAAGCAGAACUUUUGUCAAGUCCUCAAAAGAACACAAAAGAAGAUGAAAAAGACUUAACAUCAGGAAUGUCUUUGGGUUCAAAUCAAAAUGAUGAUGCAACGAUGUCAUUUUUUAAAAGUAUCCUUCCUGAUUUCAAUUCAUUAAAUGGAAGAAGACAACGUUUGCUUAAACAAAAAAUUAUGUUGGAGCUAAAUGUGUUACUUGACGAACAAGAAAACGAAUCAUAGUACACCUUAGUUCCUUAGAAUAAGCUAAUAAUUGUUUUGUAAUUUUA
This is a messenger RNA of Eupeodes corollae, 1103 nucleotides long. RefSeq lists its product as uncharacterized. The record is from RefSeq and is a predicted model, not a curated record. The coding region runs from base 184 to 1056 and encodes 290 amino acids. Lineage: Eukaryota; Metazoa; Arthropoda; Insecta; Diptera; Syrphidae. Gene Ontology annotation, biological process: regulation of transcription by RNA polymerase II. Gene Ontology annotation, molecular function: DNA binding. The transcript is spliced from 2 exons. Gene Ontology annotation, cellular component: nucleus; transcription regulator complex.